AUGACAAGAGUCCUGCUGUGUCUCAGUACCGUGUAUUCAGGCUACAUGCUGGAAGGCAUCAUCGUGGACUACGCCGUCAUUCUGGUGGUGGACAGUGCGGGCGUGAGCGGCGAUCAACUGGACUACCUGACCCUCCAGUCCAACCAGGUGGAGAACUCCUACCGCGAGGUCAAAGAGCACCCGAUCUUGGUCUACGCCUUCAGCGAGCUGAAGACCUUUGUCACCGAGGACCUCCUGAAGGACGCCUUGGAGAGCGUGUCUGAGAUCCCGGAGACGGUCCAUGCUGCAGGAGAAACCUCGAAUGAACCAGAGCCGGAACUCCCAUUCCCAGAAGACGUCAUGGAAGACGUCAGGAAGGACGAAUUCCUGCCCGAGGUGGCUGAAGACGACACGGUGGUCACAAUGGAAAGUGAUGUGGUCAUCCUGGAGGAGAGCGUUGAUAUAUCUUCCCCUCCCGUCGUCACCACGUCGGCACCUGACACCGGCAGCAUUAAGGAGGAGGGUUUGCUGCUGGAGAACACUGUGCAAACUACAGCGGCAGAAGAAGAGGACCACCACCAGCAGACACAGGAGGACGUCCCCCCGUUUGAGAGUCAAGAAGAAGGAGUCACGUUGCCUGAACCCCCAGUAUUGGUGGAGGCCUCAGGCACCGAUGACAUUGACAACCUGCUGUGGUGGCCUGAUACCACAACUUCGGCGGCAGCAGAGGCUGAAGAUGUGGUCGUUCUGGACGAGGAGCAUCUGGACAGUGGCGUCAUCACUGAGGAGCUCCUUGCAAGUGAAACAGCAGAAGAGGGCUUUUUUCCUGGUGCUGCAGAUGUAGCUAGUGAGGCUAGUCAACAAAGUAAAUCCAAGCAUUCUGAAGAGGCUGAAACAGCCGCUCCAGAAGAAGCGCCGCCUUCAGUGGAAGGACCUCCAGAAGCUUCAGAGAUUGCAACAGAUGAACUUGCCGAUAACGAUAUCUUGCUGGUCAACCAGGACACACCAGAACCAACUGCAGGGCCUGCAGAAGAGGAGUUACCCUUUGCAAAUGUACCUGAGAUUAAACCAGCUUUGGAGGAGCAACCUGACCUUGUCAUCCCUUCACUUGUGGAGAAGAUCCAGACCACCAAUGAAGAUGGCGACCCCAGCUACGAAGUGAUCGACUACGGCUUGAUCAACCACACGGAGGAGGGCAGCACGGGGUUCCCACUCAGCGUGUCACACGGCACUGACCCGACAAGCAUCGCCAUACCGGCUAACCCAGGUCGAGCGCUGAUGGUCUUCUUUAGCUUGCGGGUGACCAACAUGAUCUUCUCGGAGGAUCUGUUUAACAAGAGCUCGCCAGAGUACAAAGCGUUGGAGCAGCGCUUCCUAGAACUGCUCGUGCCCUACCUCCAGUCCAACCUGAGUAACUUUGAGAACCUUGAAAUCCUCAACGUCCGCAACGGAAGUAUCGUGGUCAACAGCCGGAUGAAAUUCGGCAAGCCUGUGGCUCAGGGCGUCACCUCCACAGUCUAUUUGAUCCUGGAGGACUUCUGCAACACGGCCAACCAGACCAUGAACCUGGCCAUCGAUAAGUACUCCCUGGAUGUCGAGUCAGGCGUCCAGGCGGACCCGUGCAAGUUCCAGGCGUGCAACGACUAUGCCGAGUGUAAGGUGAACAAAUGGUCUGGGGAGACGGAGUGUGUGUGUAACGCCGGCUACUUCAGCAUAGACGGCCUGCCUUGUCAGAGCAUCUGCGAGCUGCGCACCGACUUUUGCCUCAAUGACGGAAAAUGUGACAUCAUCAGGGAGCCAUCUAAUUAUGUUCACCUGUCUCUGAUUAGUGUUCGGCCGCUCACCUGCUACCCGAGCACUAAUCAGAGGCAUUAUUUAAGUUUGCCUUUGACAGUCAGUCGGCCUGGCGUCAUUAUUUGCUUCAUGCAACCUGUUACGGAAGUUUUGUUUCAUGCCAAAGUUUUGCGGGCGAAGAGCAUUCCAUCGCUGGAGCGGGCGACCAAGUACAACCCCAUGUACGAGAGCGAGGCCACCACGGGCUACAGCCACUAUUACCGCCGCUACCCUGAGGCUGCCAUCUACAGCAGCGCCAGCGCCGAGGCCUCCACCGACUUCAGCAGCGAGGAGAUCCGACACAUCUACGAGAACAGCGAACUGACCAAGGAGGAAAUCCAAGACAGGAUACGCAUCAUCGAGCUUUACGCCAAGGACCGCCAGUUUGCAGAUUUUGUGCGGCAGCAUCAAGCAGUCCUGGACACAAGAAGAGAAAGUUCUUCCGCACAGACAUGAAACAAGAAGGACAACAUCAGGAUUCCAAAAGACUGCACUAAAAAUCACUGACUUAUCUUUUUUUCCUAUGGUCUUCAUCCUGUCUUCAUGUGAGCAGGCGGUGGCUGCAUACCGUCCAUCUUUCUUCCUUCCUUCCUCGGUGCCUUCUGCUGGACAUGUCUCUCUGUGGAAAAAUGGACAUCAUUCAACGAUCAUGCAGUUUUAAGUCCAUUCCUGACGAAAAGUAUUGCUUGUGUACUGUAGUAUAGCCACAUAGUGCUAGCAGUGGACGGUGCUAUGUUUUAUUGACGUUUUCAAUGUAGUAAUAUAUCAUAAAAGUCACAUUUGACAUUUAAAAGACAAACAACGCUUCACAUCAAGAUGGCCAAAUGUUUGUGUUUUGGCAUCCCAAAGUUCGACCAAUCAGACGCUUGUUGACACACUAGAGAGCGGUAGAAGCAGCAGACGAGGAGAACCCGUUUCAGCAUCCAGAAGUAAAUGGAAACACAUUGCAUCUUUUACAAGCCAUUGGUAGAAAAGAUGCACAAAUGGACAUAAACAUUUGAAGGUUAGCAGUACGUUCUUUAAAUGAGACUACCGUUUGGCUCAGACGCCAUGUGUGUGUUUUCUUUGGUACUUGCUUACAUUCCACGAUUUGGACACGUUAUGCUCCAUCAUUUUUGUCCUGCUGAGCAGUAAAUCGUAGCUGUCCUACCUCGUUAUGUGCAAUCUUUAGCUCCCGUUAAACACACACACACACACACACACACACACACACACACACACACACACACACACACACACACACACACACACACACACACACACACACACACACGCACACGAUACAAGGCUUCUGCAGUUCCAAUACAGUGGAACCUCUACAAUCCAGCGACACUCAUUGAGCUUUUUCACACAUUUCUUGCAAACGAAAGCAGCCUCAAAAUGCCAAGUAAAAUGACAAUGACAAUGAUAAUGACAGUUUGAUCUUGGAACAUACUUCUAUGACCAUUAUUUGUUAGAGGAUUUCAUAUGCGAAAGUUGUUACUAAAUCCAAACUAAUCAUUUAUUGUUAGACCUUAGAAGUUCCACUGUACAUUUAAUAUGUUUAUGAAAUUACAGCCAAGCACAGACGUUAUGUCAUGUAGAUAUGAUUGAAUAUUAGGAUGCAUAUCACUGAUGUUCCGUUUAUUAACCAUAUACAUUUUUUAUACUCUCUCACCACCUGUUUCCAUACUGUGCAGCUGUUUCAAUUCCUUGUCAUGUGUCCGUAAUAAAAAAAACAUUUGUACAAGA
Molecule: messenger RNA, 3543 nt
Organism: Nerophis lumbriciformis (worm pipefish)
Lineage: Eukaryota; Metazoa; Chordata; Actinopteri; Syngnathiformes; Syngnathidae
Source: RefSeq, a predicted model, not a curated record